AUGGGUUUAACACUGACAAGAGCAGCCAAGUGGACUUCGGCAGGAAAACUGGAUUCCACGCCGAUAAAUAGUCUGGUGCUGAGAGAAUUGAUGGGCUUUGUAGAGGACUUCAGCUCCUUGCACUCGCAGGAGGCGGAGCACUUGUUUGAGGAGCCACUGGAGUGGACCACUACUUUAGAAGCAUCUGAGUUUGAAGACGAUUAUGAAAUCAAAGACUCCGGGGCAUUACACUCCAUUGAAAAAGAUGAACAUGGAAAUCCUACAUUAUUGCUCUCUCCCCCAACUAUUUCUGUCCGUAACUUCAACCAGCUCUCAAAUAUAGUGAAUCUGGAAAAUGGGAAGGGAAUGACUGAACUUCAGGCGUGUAUCGAAGAAAAUAGAAUGCCUGUGGUGAAGAUUCUCGGUCCCAGUUAUGCCAACAUGAAAAAGGCUGUAAAAAGCAAAGAAAGAUCUCAUGAUCAAGCACAAGACCUGCCCCUAGACCUCAAGAUGCAGCUCCUACACACUCUACUAGAUUUCGACAAACAGAUUCUUCACAAGCUCCUAAAAGAAGUAUCAGAAAAGUUCCGCCUCAAUCCUGCCUAUGUUGACAACGAAGUGGAAUAUUUACAAAGUUUUUGCGGUCCGGGAGACAAUAAUGUGUUAAAGUCAGUUCAAUACACAUCAGAAUAUGAAUUUCGAAAUAGAUGCCGUGCCCCUCUUUGGAGACAGCUACAAGGUGAGAUGUGUUACCUUGUGAUUGAGACUUAUGACACAGAGACGCUCCACAUCACCUGCAGCAGUGCGGGAGUUUUUCUCAACAUGGGUGUCACGAACGAGAAGGACGAUGAUGCCUAUCAGCAAGCGAGCGAUGUGUUUAAGAACCUGGUUGCUCUGUUGAAGAGCAAAUCUCAACAGUUUGCUGAGUGCAUGGCCUUACAGGCUCCAGCUUCCAAAAAAUUAAAGGAUGCUACGACACAACUGUCGCUAAAAAGGAUUAACAAGAGUGCUGUGUCGUCUCAACGUGAAGAAGACAAAGCAUCUGAUCUUGAUGCACAGAAGGGAACCAGGAGCAAGAAUAUAUCACGUUUCUCUGAGUCUACUUAUGCAGAACAACUGUCCUCCAUGAGACUUAAGACCCAACUAAAUCCAGGGGAGGUUUUCAGCGAGACGGAAUCUGAUAGCAAUCCGAGUUAUGAAGAAGAGGAGCAGCCAACGCGUCGUGCACGAAACACAGAUCAGCCUUCAGAGUACUGGCAGAUCCAGAAAUUGGUCAAGUACCUUAGGGCCGGUGACCAGACAGCCACUUUGCUGACACUGUAUGCCUUGAUGGACUAUGACCUGAAAAAUGAGACGUAUCAUAAUGCCAUCCAGGACUCAGGUGGCCUAAAGGUCCUCACUAACAUUCUACAUUUGGAUGAAGUCAAUCUCCAACUUGGAUCUCUUCGAAUCCUUAAAGAGAUCAGCCACAAUGCCCAAACUCGCCGGGCCAUCGUUGACAACGGAGGAUUGCGAAGCAUCGUUAAUGUCCUGGACUCACGAAACAAAGACGUGAAGGCCUUAGCUGCUGAAACAAUUGCUAAUGUGACAAGCUUCCGCAGGGCAAGGAGAACUGUUAGAAAGUACAACGGUAUCAGUAAACUCACGAAGCUGCUGGACUGUGCCCCUGACUUAUCAAAUGUGGAUGCAAAGCAUGAGAAGGACGUCGAGGUAGCCCGCUUCGGUGUUUUAGCACUCUGGAGCUGCAGCAAGAGUCCCAAAAACAAAGAAACAAUCCAUAAGGCUGGAGCGAUCCCUCUACUUGGACGUCUCCUCAAGUCUACUCAAAUGAACAUGCUUAUCCCCGUGGUGGGCAUCCUGCAGAACUGUGCUGACGAGGAAAUCUGCAGGAAUGCGAUUCAAAAUGAGGGCAUAAUCAAAGAUUUGGUCCAGAACCUCAGCAAUGACAAUGAUGAACUGCGAAUACAUUGUGCAAAUGUCAUCUUCAAGUGCGCAGAAGACAAGCAAACCCGCACCUUAGUGCAUGACAGCAAAGGUCUGCCGGCCUUGGUUUCACUUCUGGGCAAGAUAGAAAAUGUAAAGCUCAUGGCUGCCACCACUGGAGCCAUCUGGAAAUGUUGCCUCAGCCCAGAGAACCUGGAUGUUUUUCAAGAUCAUAAAGUCCUGGAGACCUUGAUUGGCCUGCUGACUAAUCAGCCUGAAGAGGUGUUAGUUAAUGUGGUGGGAGCUUUGGCAGAAUUCUCUCAAAGGCCUGCAAACAAGAUCACCAUCCGCAAAUGUGGAGGCCUCAAACCACUAGUCCAACUACUUGUCGGAAGAAAUGAGGCAUUGUUGGUCAACGUAACCAAGGUGGUGGAAGCCUGUGCGACAGAUAUGGACAAUAUGGCGAUCAUUCAAGACCUUGACGCAAUCCGCUGGGUAUGGAGUUUGUUGAAAAACCCCAGUCCGGAGGUUCAGUCCAGUGCUGCAUGGGCCCUUUGUCCGUGUAUUGAGAAUGCAAAGGAGUCAGGGGAAAUGGUGAGCUCCCUGAUGGGUGCCAUGGAGCUGGUCAUUGAUUUGCUAAAGUCAACCAACGAUGAUGUGCUGGCAAGCAUGUGCGCCGUUAUAGCCAACAUCGCCAAAGACAAGUACAAUUUGGCAGUUCUCACUGAUUACGAUGUGGUCUUGCUGCUGGCCCAGCUGACUGACAAACCCAGUGACCUACUUCGCUGCCACCUGGCUCACGCCAUCGCCCAAUGCUGCACAUGGCGCAACAACAGAGCGGCUUUCGGCGAGGCGGGAGUCGUGCCCCACCUGGUUCAAUACUUAAAGUCACAGGAUACGAAAGUCCGCCACAGUACAGUGAUGGCCCUGCACCAGCUGUCCAAAGAAGCAAACAAUUGCAUCAUCAUGCACGGUGAAGGAGCAGUGAAGCCUCUGAUCCACUUCAUGGGCUCUGAUGAUGAGAAGGUUCGCAACGCUGCCGCUGACUGCGUGCGCAACAUUCGUCUGCUCUUUCCGGGCCAGUCCAGAGCCAAAAAAUCAACACCAUGCAUGUAA
Molecule: messenger RNA, 3018 nt
Organism: Nerophis lumbriciformis (worm pipefish)
Lineage: Eukaryota; Metazoa; Chordata; Actinopteri; Syngnathiformes; Syngnathidae
Source: RefSeq, a predicted model, not a curated record